AUGCGACAACGAAAUCUAAAUACUAUUCAACUUCGAAAUGUUACAAAACUUAGAUUUGGAUAUUUUUGUCGUCGUCGUAUUGCUCCUAUGACAUUAAAGUAUCAAGAUAAACCACGUGCAGAAAUACUUGCUUAUCUUAUUUCAAUGCCUGUUCAACUUAAAUAUCUUUUUGUUCAAAAAUUUGAAUGGCUUUUAUUUGCUAUUCAAUAUGCUUCUCAUCACUUGAGAAAAAAUGCAUUAAAUACUGUUCGAUAUGCUGAAUUUAGUAUUUCAAGUUGUAAUGUUGGUAAUAAUGAUUCAACUCAGAUUGGCGAACUUCUUGUACCUAUUCUGAAUAUUUAUAUGCCUUAUUUACAAACAUUACGUCUAUGGAGACCAGAUGAUUUUCCUUGGACCUCAAAUGAACAUGUUAUUGUAUUUGAACAAGAUCUUUGUCAAUUAGUCGAGCAAUUAAAACAACUUGUUUAUCUUGAUAUUUAUGGCCAAAUUGAUCCUAAAAAAGUCAAACCUUAUCACUUAAUGGUUCAAAAACGGUUUCCAAAUAGUCGAAAUGAUAUUCAAAUCUCAAGAUUUUCUCUUUGGAUUUAA
Messenger RNA from Rotaria sp. Silwood1, 588 nucleotides. Lineage: Eukaryota; Metazoa; Rotifera; Eurotatoria; Philodinida; Philodinidae. The record is from the annotation of a GenBank genome assembly.